GGAAGAUCCGUAGAGCCCAUGAUAGAUCCUCUUUCUCGCGCUCCCUUACGUUUUACAAAUCGAAUCAUCGCGGCUGCCCGGAUAUCCGUCCCACUUAACUAAGCGUAGUUACAGUACCUGUUCCUUUUCCAAUUCAUUGCCCCACAUGGAUUUGCCGUCAGACGCGAGUCUCAUUUCUCUCGCGUCCCCCGAACUUUCCGUCACGCCCGCUGCGUUCGUCUGCCAACCUCCUCCCUCGCUCACACAGCGAUGACUGUGGGCAAUGGUCCAAUGUCCAUCGUAGUCCAAGGUGCCGCCUUGGUAAGCCUGGUUUGGAGCUGCAUCGUCUUUCUUGUCCAAGGCAUCGGCAUUCUUCAGAUCUUCCGCCAUCACUCCGCACCGAAAGCGAAACCCGUGUCGCCCUGCCUGAAAGAUGAUGAGGUGCCUCACAUAACGCUGAUACGGCCCGUCAAGGGGGUUGAAGAAGGGCUCUACGAAUGCCUCGCCUCGUCCUUUAGGCUAGCCUACCCGAGGUCGAAGUUGACCAUAUACUUCUGCGUCUCCUCCGUCUCUGAUCCGGCAUAUCCGAUUAUCCAGCAAGCCGUCGCAGAUUUUCCAGGGUUUGAUGCGAGAGUACUGGUCGAGGAGGAGGACCCGCUUCUCCACGGCAACGGCGGCCAUGUCAACAACCUAGGGCCGAACCCCAAGAUCCGCAACAUGAGCCGCGCAUAUCGCGAGGCAAAAGGCGAUAUCAUCUGGAUUGCUGACUGCAAUGUCUGGGUUGGAACCGGCUCGGCAGGACGGAUGGUCGACAAGCUCUGCGGGUUCCGUUCCGACGGCGGCAGAACAACGCCCUAUAAAUUCGUGCACCAGCUGCCGCUUGUGGUUGACGUUGGAUUUCCUGGGGAUGCCCGAGAACAUGGUCUGCUGGCGACACACGCCGUCCACCCUCAUCCGCCCAAAUCUGUCCUCGACUACGGCGGCCGUCUAGAGGAACUGUUUAUGUCAACCACGCAUGCCAAGUUCUACGGCGCCAUCAACACCGUCGGCAUCGCCCCGUGCAUUAUCGGCAAAAGCAACAUGUUCCGCAAGUCCCAUCUCGACCGCUUCAGCGACCCGUCCCAGAACCCGAUUCUCUCCACGAAGGACGCUUCCCGGGGCCGCGGCCUGGACUUCUUCUCGUCCUACAUCUGCGAGGACCACCUCAUCGGCGACCUUAUCUGGCGAUCCAGACUCCCGGGCUUCAGGAACCACGGCCUGGUAUUUGGCGAGUUGGCCAUCCAGCCCAUAUCGGGCAUGUCGGUGGCCGCCUACAUCGCGCGCCGUGUCCGCUGGCUGCGCGUGCGCAAGUGGACCGUGUUGCUCGCUACGCUCGUGGAGCCUGGUGUCGAGUCACUCGUCUGCUGCCUUUACCUGUCCUUUGCCCUGACGACACUUACUAGGUUCCACGAGACAUUCGGCGUGACACAGACUUGGGCCGCCAUGGGCCGGAUCUGGCUCUCGGCAGUUACGGUUUGGAUGCUGGUCGACCGCUGGGUCUACCAGAAGCUACACAAGUUACAGAGCGUCGAGGCCGAUGAACACACGCCCUUUUUUGCCUUGGGGCCGUGCCGCCGCGGCGGGAUUCAACAGAGGCCGUUUCUCGAGUGGCUGGCUGCCUGGCUGGGGAGGGAGCUGUUGGCUCUUCCCAUCUGGACAUGGGCUGUGCUGCUCGGGGCGAGCGUGAACUGGAGGGGGAAGCACUUCAAGGUGCGCAUGGACAUGAGCGUUGUGGAGAUCGAGGGCCCGAAGCGUCCGCCAGCAGUACCCUCGCCAAACCAUGUGAAUUCUUGUAACAAGGACCGCAUAGACUAGGUUAGACUUGGGAGCAUAGAAUUAUACCCAU
Messenger RNA from Parathielavia appendiculata, 1864 nucleotides. RefSeq names its product glycosyltransferase family 21 protein. Gene Ontology annotation, molecular function: ceramide glucosyltransferase activity. NCBI's taxonomy places the organism in Eukaryota, Fungi, Ascomycota, Sordariomycetes, Sordariales, Chaetomiaceae. Gene Ontology annotation, biological process: glucosylceramide biosynthetic process. The transcript is spliced from 2 exons. The coding region runs from base 250 to 1833 and encodes 527 amino acids. Gene Ontology annotation, cellular component: membrane. The record is from RefSeq and is a predicted model, not a curated record.